AUGGCCAGAAAAAUUCAGUUAAGAGAAGCAGUGGAAGAAAAUUUGGGUUUAGCUUUUGGCUCUAGUUUAGAUGUGGAACUUGAAGAAGAUGACGGUGUAUAUGUUGUUAAGCUUGUUGCAAAUCUAACUUUUGGUUUACCAGUAGCAGCGAAUGCUGUUGAUGUUUUAGUGGCUGUUGAUACUUUAAGUGGUAUUCGUGGGGGUCUUGACGGUCUUCGUGGUUGUGUUUGUGGUUUUUGUGCUGGUUUUUGUGCUG
Messenger RNA from Entrophospora sp. SA101, 256 nucleotides. The record is from the annotation of a GenBank genome assembly. NCBI's taxonomy places the organism in Eukaryota, Fungi, Glomeromycota, Glomeromycetes, Entrophosporales, Entrophosporaceae.